AUGGUUUUAAUAAUUGUUUCCUCACUCAAUUUUCUCGGUCACCUGGUCGACACCAACAGCAUCCAUCCUCUCUCUUCAAAAAUUUCGACCAGCACUGCAAAGGAUUUGGACAUGCUUAACGUCUACGGUCGAGUCCUCCCUAACUGUGCCGACACCAUUCUGCUGCUCAAGACACUCUUCUUGGGCCCCAGAGAGUCUUCCGAGCUACCCGAAGACACCCUUGCUGUUCUUGAGAAGGCCAAGGUUGCCCCGACCGAUACCACCUGA
Messenger RNA from Dibothriocephalus latus, 267 nucleotides. The record is from the annotation of a GenBank genome assembly. NCBI's taxonomy places the organism in Eukaryota, Metazoa, Platyhelminthes, Cestoda, Diphyllobothriidea, Diphyllobothriidae.